This is a messenger RNA of Rhagoletis zephyria (snowberry fruit fly), 2093 nucleotides long. RefSeq names its product mitochondrial DNA helicase (gene mtDNA-helicase). Gene Ontology annotation, cellular component: mitochondrion. Gene Ontology annotation, molecular function: 5'-3' DNA helicase activity; ATP binding; single-stranded DNA binding. Lineage: Eukaryota; Metazoa; Arthropoda; Insecta; Diptera; Tephritidae. Gene Ontology annotation, biological process: mitochondrial DNA replication. The record is from RefSeq and is a predicted model, not a curated record.
UGCUGUUUGACAGUUUUAUAGGAUUUUUCACGAAAAGUAUUGGGUCAGAGCUACUGCUUAAGAGCGCUACUAGUGCGUGUGCUCCUUAAGAUAGAAUUAUCGGUUUUGUCGAUAUACUGUGCCGGCUUUCAACCUCGAGGCUUUUUCUAAUUGUUUUGGUUUCUUUUUCAAGCUCAUAUUUAGAUCAUGAAUCUGUAUUAAUUAUUGAAUCAUGUAUUUAGAACGCAUGUUAAUAGGACAAUAAAAAUAUAUUCUGGCUACUAAACGUUUGCCAAUAGCAAUAUGUGGACUUUAUUAAGUAGAAGCAUGACUUUCAGGGUUAGAAAACGUUUAAUUAAACAUUUCACCCUGCCACCAAGUGUUGACAAUAAUGUGGACCCAAAGGUUAUGUUUGAAUUCAAAAAACAUUUGAGGAACCAUCGCUUGCCAUUCAAAGAUGGAGCCACAUGUUUGCAGGUGGAAUGUUAUUUAUGUGUUAAUAAAUCUGCUAUAGAUGCUUAUAUAAAUAAACGCACCGGGCUCUUCCUUUGUCCCAAUUGUGAUGUGAAGAAAAAUUUAACAGACGUGCUCCCUUUAUAUGAAACAAAGUGCAGAGGCGAUGCAAAGUACAAAGAUGUGAACUAUGAAACUAAAUUCACAACCUUACAACCAAUUUCACAAAGCAUAUGUGAUAACCUCGGAAUUAAGGGUCUUAAAUCUACAGACUUGGACUACUUGGGAGCUCAAUAUGAGUCCACUCUUAAUAUCCUUAGCUUCCCUAUACGUAAUGUCGCAAAUAAGAUCGUGGGUGAGAAAAUUCUUUAUUUAUCCGAUAAGACUGAGGAAACAAUAGAGAAUUUUAAUUAUUCUGGUUUACUGAUAUGCAGUUCAGCUCAUAAAACCACACGAGUGGUUUUGGUAUCGAAACUAAUGGACUUCAUGGUGUUAGCAAUGCAGCGCUUGAGUAACACUUCAAUUGCAUGUUUACCGUAUGGCCUAAAAACACUGCCUCAAGAAUGUUUGCCAUGCCUUGAAAAAUUUAAAGAGGUUGUGUUUUGGUUUGACUUUGAUACGCCAAAUUGGGACGCGGCGAAGAAUUUUUCAAAAAAGUUGGAAGAUAAACGCUGUUUUUUCAUACGACCGACUGAUACUGAACCAGCUCCAUUCGAAGCUCACAGGAAACGACUCAAUUUGCAACAUAUUCUGAACAAAGCAACACCUAUGUGCCACAAAUCUAUAACCACAUUUAGCGCACUAAAAAAUGAUAUUCUUAGUGAGCUGCAAAACAUUGAAAAAGUCAAUGGCGUAAAGUGGAAACGGUAUCCUAUGUUGAAUAAAAUACUUAAAGGCCACCGAAAAGGAGAAUUAACAAUACUAACUGGUCCUACCGGCAGUGGAAAGACGACAUUUAUGAGCGAAUAUUCUUUGGACUUGGCUUUACAAGGAGUCUCAACGUUGUGGGGUUCUUUUGAAAUCCGAAAUUGCCGGCUAGCCGCAACACUCCUCCGACAAUUUGUGGGAUAUUCUCUCGAGGAUAAGCUCAAUGAGUUUGAAUAUUGGACAAGUGCAUUUGAGCGUUACCCGCUGUAUUUCAUGACAUUUCAUGGUCAACAACCGCUUAAAUUAGUCAUGGAAGCCGUUGAACAUGCUCAAUAUGUACAUGACAUUAGUCAUGUAAUAAUUGAUAACCUACAAUUCAUGAUGGGAACAUCAAUGACUCUGAAAAGCGACAAGUUUUGGGAACAGGAUGCUAUAAUAUCUGCUUUUCGAUCUUUUGCUACUAAAAAUAAUGUUCAUGUUACUUUGGUUAUGCAUCCCCGCAAAGAACGUGCUGAAGAGGAUCUCACAGCUAGCUCCGUAUUUGGAACAGCAAAAGCUACACAAGAAGCAGACAACGUCCUUAUUAUACAAGACAAGCGUUUAACUUCGAUUCGGGGUAAAAAAUACCUACAAAUUGUUAAAAACCGGUACAGUGGCGACUUGGGAAUAAUGCCACUAGAAUUUGACAAAGAAUCUCUGAGUUACUCUCUGUCAAACAAGAAAAAAAAAGCAAAUAGCUGAAAACCAUAUUUUUACAUAAGUUAACUUAUUUUAAAGUGUAAUUACAUUGUACA